Molecule: messenger RNA, 1440 nt
Organism: Cavia porcellus (domestic guinea pig)
Lineage: Eukaryota; Metazoa; Chordata; Mammalia; Rodentia; Caviidae
Gene: Otulin
Product: OTU deubiquitinase with linear linkage specificity
Exons: 7
Coding region: 81-1130 (349 amino acids)
Biological process (GO): regulation of tumor necrosis factor-mediated signaling pathway; negative regulation of inflammatory response; protein linear deubiquitination
Cellular component (GO): cytoplasm
Molecular function (GO): cysteine-type deubiquitinase activity
Source: RefSeq, a predicted model, not a curated record
CGUGCUGACGCGCGCGGAAGCGUGCCGUGGACCUCGGAACCCGCGGGGCAGCGGAGCUUCUGCUGCGGGCAGGCUCCCGCAUGAGUCGGGGCAGCAUGCCCCAACCCGGAGCGUGGCCGGGCGCGAGCUGCGCCGAGACGCUGGCGCGGGAGGCGGGCGCCGAGGGAGGGAGGGCUGCGGCCAGCGGGCAGCCCCGGCCCCAGAUGCGGGGCCCGCCCGAGCACGAGGAGGACAUGUACCGUGCUGCAGAUGAAAUAGAAAAGGAGAAAGAAUUGCUUAUACAUGAAAGAGGGGCAUCAGAACCCAGAUUAAGUGUGGCUCCUGAAAUGGACAUAAUGGACUACUGCAAAAAGGAGUGGAGGGGCAAUACGCAGAAAGCCACAUGUAUGAAAAAGGGCUAUGAGGAGGUCUCUCAGAAGUUCACCUCGAUCCGCCGAGUCCGUGGGGACAAUUACUGUGCGCUGCGGGCCACGCUGUUCCAGGCGAUGAGCCAGCCGGCCGAGCUGCCCCCCUGGCUGCGGGACCCCGACCUCACGCUGUUGCCGGAAAAGCUGAUAAGCAGAUACCAUUGGAUCAGACAGUGGAAACUGGGACUGAAAUUCGAAAGGAGGAGUGAGGACCUGGUUGAAAAAAUCAAGGAUUCGCUCGCGCUGCUGAGGAACAAGUGGGCAGGCCUGGUGGAAAUGAGGACUGCUGAGGAGAGACAGAUGGCUUGUGACCAACUGUUCAGAAACGAGGAGGAGGAGUACAGCCUGUACGAAGCCGUGAAGUUUCUAAUGCUGAGCAGAGCCAUCGAACUGUAUGAUGACAAGGAGAAGGGGAAGGACGUGCCACUCUUCUGCGUGCUCCUGUUUGCUCGGGACACAUCGAAUGACCCAGGACAGCUGCUGACAAACCACCUGAACCAGGUGGGGCACACUGGUGGCCUUGAACAGGUGGAGAUGUUCCUCCUCGCCUAUGCCGUGUGCCACACCAUCCGCGUGUACCGGCUGUCCAAGUACAACACUGAGGAGUUCAUCACAGUCUACCCCACUGACCCACCCAGGGACUGGCCGGUGGUGACCCUCAUCGCGGAGGAUGAUCGGCACUACAACGUCCCCGUGCGGCUGUGCGAGGAGACGAGCCUGUGACUGGCACCCCCAGGCUGUCGACAGCUGGGCUGCACGCAGCUCCUGGCUGGGCUGUGCGCCCUGGGAAUCGUGCUGGACUUGGGUGUUCUGGACAAUAAGCUGUACCUGAAUCUUCACCCUUACCUGUGAUGCAGUGGUUUCCGUGGGGCUCCGGGAAUACUCAUCAGAGGUGCACAUCUGUCCCCUUCCCCAAAGGCACUUCAUUUUGUACCAGAGGAACCUCAUUUUGGAGGGGAAUGUGUUAAUGUCUCAAAUCAAAAUUCUCUCUAAUGGCAACCUGGCUUUUUAAAGACUUUUUUUGGGAUGGUAA